AUGAAAGAGAUGUUAUCUGAUACCAAUACUUAUUGCACACUUGAAAAAGAUCCGACUAAAAAAUUGACUGCAGAAUUACGUUGUCUUCUUGCUAGAUGGAAAAAGAAUGAAUUUAUAAGCGAUCACACAUACAAAACUUUACUUACUACGGAUGGUGUGAUACCUAGAGCUUACGGUUUGCCAAAGAUCCACAAACCAAAUAAUCCGCUCAGAAUAAUUGUAUUUGGUACACCAAUGGGUGGACCGAGUUCCCCUAGUAUCGCAGAUUUGUUCAACAAAAACAAGAGUGACACCAGAGAAGACAUAAACAAUGAUUCUGAAUUGGAGCACCUUCCUAAAAAUGAGCCGGCCAAAACAACACUCGGUCAAGAAAAUAUUGAAACGUUCGAUAAUGAAAAAGAAGAGCGCAUGCACCUCCUCGAGGCAAAUGUAGAUGAAAGACGUAAAUUGGAAGAAGCUGCUACUGUCUUGACAUUACCAGUGUCUUGUAGUAUUUAUUCUGCUAGACCUGUUGCGUAG
Messenger RNA from Wasmannia auropunctata (little fire ant), 519 nucleotides. RefSeq lists its product as uncharacterized. Bases 1 to 519 code for a protein of 172 amino acids. Lineage: Eukaryota; Metazoa; Arthropoda; Insecta; Hymenoptera; Formicidae. The transcript has 4 exons. The record is from RefSeq and is a predicted model, not a curated record.